Messenger RNA from Xylona heveae TC161, 1221 nucleotides. RefSeq lists its product as hypothetical. NCBI's taxonomy places the organism in Eukaryota, Fungi, Ascomycota, Xylonomycetes, Xylonales, Xylonaceae. The coding region runs from base 326 to 1081 and encodes 251 amino acids. The transcript has a single exon. The record is from RefSeq and is a predicted model, not a curated record.
UGUCUCCAGCCUUGUGUUUCCUGUGUUCUGCUAACACUUCUCCCGUCCACGCAAACAAACGGUCCUCCUGAGUCCAGCCCUUCCCCUGAUAUGCUUCGCCGUUCUCUGUCAGAACUCGUAGUCCCUCCCGUGCCGGGGCCCGUGUGUCCCUUUUCAAUCACGCCUCUUCGGGCGUGCUGGUCUUGCCCUCGUCGACCAAGCCUUGGGGACUGUUCCCCUCGCCGGCUGUUCUCUCAUCUGUUCCCCCUCCGGUCUUGUCUGCUGGUCUCUCUUGCUCUCUUUUUCCCACGGUAAGAAUUUAAACGCUCCCAAAAACAAGUGGUCUAUGCAACUAACUCCCUCAAAGCGCCAAGAAGAGUCUUUCUAUCCUCGACUGGUGCCCGAGAGCAUUGAGAAUGAAUCGCCCGGGACUCCUCCUCCUCCACCGCUCACACGAUCACAUCUUCUCCCGUCAAGACAUCUGCAUCAGCACCGACCACAUUGGACCAUUUACAAACCGAAAAGAAAGCACCAUAUAGACAUGGAAAAGCCGGACAACAACAACAUACAAAACAUAAAAGAGAAAAAAAAAAAGAAAAAAAAAAAAAAAAGGGGGAUGGGCGUAAGGGGGUGGAUUUGGGUUUUGAGGAUUUGGUGGGGAUUUGAUGGGAAUUGCUUUGGAAUUUUUGGGGGAUGUCGUUGGGUUUCUCUUGUUCUUGUUUCUUUCUUUUCUUUGUCUUUGGGGUCCGUUAAGGCGGUAUUUGCUUUCUCAAGUCUGUCUGGAUUGUCGCGUUCUCUCUCUGCACGCUUACCUUCUCUUGCAGGAGAGUCUGAAUGCAUUGACAGAUUUAAUCGGGAGGUUAGAGGAGUUUCAUUUCCUACGGAGGGUCUACUGGGAAUUCGGGGCUCAGAGUUCCAUUAUUACUACUACAAGUUCCGAUGGAUAUUCUUAUUGGGGAACUUUUCUCGCUGCAAUAUUUAUGAUUACGCAGACGAGACUCGCUCAAGCAAUACUACAAUAUUUGCUGUGGUUAAUAUAAUAUCAUUCUUUGCUAGAAGACUCGGGUGUAGCCAUAAUGAAGACGAACCGUGGAUGAGGUGAGGUUAAAUUAGGGAACUAAUGACUCUGCUAGUGAUGGCGCUUGUAGUUUAGUUUGGCUGUCAGUGUGACGGGCGGUUAAAGCGGAUGGGCCAAUGACGGGCAGAAGCGCCCUGGACAAGUCCAAUCUAAAACACCAAGAC